Nannospalax galili (Upper Galilee mountains blind mole rat) is the source of this 2796-nucleotide messenger RNA. Its product is annotated as zinc finger protein 14. Gene Ontology annotation, molecular function: RNA polymerase II cis-regulatory region sequence-specific DNA binding; DNA-binding transcription factor activity. The transcript is spliced from 5 exons. Bases 340 to 2439 code for a protein of 699 amino acids. NCBI's taxonomy places the organism in Eukaryota, Metazoa, Chordata, Mammalia, Rodentia, Spalacidae. Gene Ontology annotation, biological process: regulation of transcription by RNA polymerase II. The record is from RefSeq and is a predicted model, not a curated record.
GCCAUCUUAUCUGCUGGCGUCGCCAUAGCCGGGGCGCUCCUGUCAGCUCUGGGAGUGUGGGCAUCUCAGACUCGGCGGCCGACCUGCUGCCGAACCCGAGAGCCCCAGACGCAGAAAUGAGUACCUGAGAAAAGUAGCUGAAGGUUGUGUGAUGGAUGGUUAGUCUUCUUGUCGGGUUGCUUUGGAGUCACCUAGGAGACAUACCUCUGGGUAUCUGUGAGGGGUUUUACCGUACCCACCACAAAUGACUCUGUGACCUUUGAAGACGUGACUGUGAACUUCACCUCAGAGGAAUGGGCUUUGUUAGAUCCUUCCCAAAAGAAGCUGCACAGAGAUGUGAUGGAGGAAACCUUCAGGAACCUGGCUGCCAUAGGUGUAGGAAAAGCACAAGAAGUUGAGCACAUAGAAGAUGACCACAAAUAUUCUAGGAAACUCCUAAGAAAUGAAGUCGUGGAGAGACUGUGGGAACAUAACAAAGGUAGUCAAUGUGAGGACAUCAGACAGAUUCCAAAUACUGUUGUAAACGAGGAGAUUUCUUGUGGAGUAAUGCUGUGUGAAAACCAUGUGUAUGAAGACAUGCCCAUUGGUCAUUCAUCUCUUAACUUAUCCACGCCUAUUCAGACUGCACACAAACCUUAUGACUAUGAGAUAUGUGGAGAGAGUCUCUAUAAAUCUGGCGAAUUUGAGAAAGCCUGCAUUGAUCCAGGAUACUUUCUGAAGCGUAAAGACACUGAGACCAAACAGAAACUCUAUGAAUUUAACCAAUGUGAGAAAUUCUUCCAGAGUAACAGUUACAUUAAAAUACAUAUGAACAACGAAACUAGAGACGAGAUGUAUAUGGAUAAGCAGCAUUUUAAUGCCUUUACUUAUCGCAAUUUUCUUCACUAUAUUGAAAAGAUUCAGACUGGAGAAAAGCCCUACGUAUGUAAGCAAUGUGGGAAAGCCUUUUCUUUUUUGAGUAACAUUCGAAGACAUGAACGAACUCACACUGGAGAGAAACCAUACAAAUGUAACAUGUGUGAUAAAGCCUUCAUUUGUUUCACUAAUUUUCAAGAACAUGAAAGAACUCACACUGGAGAGAAACCCUAUUUAUGUUCACAAUGUGGAAAAUCCUUUUCUUUUUUGAGUAAUAUUCGAAGACAUGAACGAACUCACACUGGAGAGAAACCAUACAAAUGUAAUGUAUGUGGUAAAGCCUUCAGUUAUUUGACUAACUUUCAAGACCAUGAAAGAACUCACACUGGAGAGAAACCCUAUGUGUGUACACAGUGUGGAAAAGCCUUCACUUACUAUUAUUCCUUUCAAACACAUAAACGAUGUCAUACUGGAGAGAAACCCUAUGUGUGUAAGCAGUGCGGGAAAGCCUUCAGUUAUUACAAUUCUAUUCAAACACAUAAACGAUGUCACACUGGAGAAAAGCCCUAUGUGUGUAAGCUGUGUGAUAAAGCCUUUACUACUCUUAGUUCUCUUCGAUACCAUGAGAGGAUUCACAGUGGUGAGAAGCCGCAUGUGUGUUUACAAUGUGGGAAAGGUUUCAAUUCUUCCAGCACCCUUCGAAUACAUGAAAGAACUCACACUGGAGAGAAACCAUAUAAAUGUAAGCAGUGUGGCAAAGUUUUUAGUGUUGACAGUUCCCUUCGAUGCCAUGAAAGAGUUCACAGUGGGGAGAAACCCUAUGUAUGUAAGCAGUGUGGGAAAGCCUUCACUCGUCACACUUCCCUUCGAUGCCAUGAAAGGAUUCACUGUGGAGAGAAACCCUAUGUAUGUAAGCAAUGUGGGAAAGGGUUCAUUUCUUCCAGUAAUUUUCGGAAACAUGAAUGGACUCACUCUGGUGAGAAACUCUGUGUGUGUAAACUGUGUGGUAAAGCCUUUACUGGUCAUAGUUCCCUUCGACGCCAUGAAAGGAUUCAUAGUGGAGAGAAACCCUAUAUAUGUAAGCAUUGUGGGAAAGGCUUCUCUUCUUUGAGUGGUUGUCAAAGACAUGAACAGAUUCACACAGGUGAAAAACCCUACAUAUGUAAGAAUUGUGGAAAAGCCUUCACUAAUCCCAGUGCCCUUCGAAAUCAUGAGAGGAUUCACAGUGGUGAGAAACCCCAUGUAUGUGAGCAAUGCGGGAAGGGUUUCAUUUCUUUCAGUAAAUUUCGAAUACAUGAACGAAUUCACACUGGAGAGAAGCCAUAUAAGUGUAAGCAAUGUGGCAAAGCCUUCACUGGUCACAGUUCCCUACGACGUCAUGAAAAGAUUCACAGUGGAGAGAAACCUUUUGUAUGUAAGCAGUGUGGGAAGUCCUUUUAUACUUUAAGUGACUGUCAAAGACAUGAACAAAUUCACACUGGUGAGAAACCUUACACUUGCAAGCAAUGUGAAAAAGCCUUCACUCGGUCCAGUUCCCUUAAAAUACAUGAAAAGACUCACACUAGAAGGAAUCCCUUAGUAUAGACUAUCAAAAGGCCUCUAUUGCAGGACCUUUCUAACAAAUAUGACAAUGCAUAGGAUAGAAUCAGUGUCAUGUUGUUUGUAGAAAUGCCUGUGGCCAUCUUAAUUGAACUCACAAACAUAAGAGUAUGUACUAUAGUGAGAAACUUUAAAAAUAAGAGGUGCAAAUGUCUUCAGUUGCACACUUCUGAGCACUUGUCCAGUAACAAAGUUGUCAGUUUUAAAAAAAAUUUUUCCAAGGUUCUGAAAAUUCCUCAUGUAACAAUUCAUAAAUGGGGGGUUAAUAUUGAUGUGAAUUAGUUUAUAUAGAAUGUUCCAGAAAUUACAUUAUUUGAAGUAAAUGUUCUUAAACUUUUAAAA